Chanos chanos (milkfish) is the source of this 1558-nucleotide messenger RNA. RefSeq names its product cofilin 2 (muscle) (gene cfl2). The transcript has 4 exons. Gene Ontology annotation, biological process: actin filament depolymerization. Gene Ontology annotation, cellular component: actin cytoskeleton. Bases 102 to 602 code for a protein of 166 amino acids. NCBI's taxonomy places the organism in Eukaryota, Metazoa, Chordata, Actinopteri, Gonorynchiformes, Chanidae. The record is from RefSeq and is a predicted model, not a curated record. Gene Ontology annotation, molecular function: actin binding.
CUCUCUCACACACGGGCAGCCGUUCACAUUCCCAGUUAGCGGUACCAAGAAAAUAUUCUCACAUUCAGGGGCAAACGUCUCCGAAUCACCAGCCGGACAACAUGGCCUCAGGUGUCACAGUCAACGAUGAAGUCAUCAAGGUCUUCAACGACAUGAAAGUGCGCAAGUCCUCAACUUCGGAUGAGGUGAAAAAACGCAAAAAGGCGGUACUCUUCUGUCUCAGUGAGGACAAGAAGAAGAUCAUUGUGGAGGAGGGCAAGCAGAUCCUAGUCGGUGACAUUGGAGAGACGGUCGAUGACCCCUAUGCCUGCUUUGUAAAGCUCCUACCUCUUAACGAUUGCAGAUAUGGCUUGUAUGACGCAACUUACGAAACUAAAGAGUCCAAGAAAGAAGACUUGGUAUUUAUAUUUUGGGCCCCUGAGGGUGCACCACUAAAAAGCAAGAUGAUAUAUGCUAGCUCUAAAGAUGCCAUUAAAAAGAAGUUUACAGGUAUCAAACAUGAAUGGCAGGUUAAUGGUUUAGACGACAUUCAGGACCGCUCGACCCUGGCAGACAAGUUGGGCGGCAGCGUGGUUGUAUCGCUCGAAGGGAGACCAUUGUAAAACCAACAAACCCGUGCCAUCUGGAUUCCACCCGCUUUCAUCUUAGCAGCUGUGUCUCUAUCAUUUGAUCCCCGAAGGAAUAGCUUUAGAUGUUUUUUUUCCCCCCCUUUUUUUCGUUUGUUUGUUUGUUUUUUUCCACAUGAAGGAGAUCUCAUUAACAUAUGCAAAAAAAAAAAGAGUCUACCAGUUUAUUGCCAGUUGACUCUAAAAACCUGGUAGGUUUUGUAAACUUUGAAAGAAUGUUUUUUCAGUGCGUGUUUUGCCAAACAAAAAAGCAAAAAAAACUGACACUAUUUGAAAUUAACUGCGCUUCCCACUAUGUUUCACAACACUCUCACAUUUACAGCGAUAUUCUACUGUUCUGUAGCAUAGAGAGAUUGGAGAAUGCUUUGUAGCCAUGCCUUGACAGUGAUACGCUGCCUAGGUGCUAACUAAUAACAAAGCACUUUGCACUCCACGUAUAAAAAAACCUAUUUAUUUUAUUUUUUUUUACCGUUCUAAUCCAAUUUGGCUCAUUUCACACGGCAAACACGCAUUAAAGACUAUGCAGACAAAGCACUUUGUUGAUUGUACACUACUAUAGUUAAGACAGAGAGGUUGAGAAGGACUGUGUUGAAUUUCUGUGUUUGACAUCUGGAUUGAAGUGAAGUAGUAUUCAUUGCUGCCGUUGCAUAUGGACGAGGACAGAUGAAUAGCUUACAGGUCCGUCACAGCCUUACUUACAUUGGAAUGUACAGUACACCACUGAAUAAGGAGAAGGAGGGUGCUGCUUUGACCUUUCUUUGUUGUUUUUUUUUUUUGUUUUUUUGUUGUUUUGUUUUGUUUUUUAAACACUAAAAGAGAAUACAUACGUAUCUGUAACGAUGGCAAUAUCGGCAUCUGCAGCCUUAAGUGGAACAUUGUUUUUGAGAUCAAAGAAGGUGCCACUUCGCAAUAAAACUUUGUGGCAGACAACA